Hevea brasiliensis (rubber tree) is the source of this 1967-nucleotide messenger RNA. Its product is annotated as protein NRT1/ PTR FAMILY 5.6. Gene Ontology annotation, cellular component: membrane. NCBI's taxonomy places the organism in Eukaryota, Viridiplantae, Streptophyta, Magnoliopsida, Malpighiales, Euphorbiaceae. The record is from RefSeq and is a predicted model, not a curated record. Gene Ontology annotation, molecular function: tripeptide transmembrane transporter activity; dipeptide transmembrane transporter activity. Gene Ontology annotation, biological process: dipeptide transport; transmembrane transport. Bases 71 to 1840 code for a protein of 589 amino acids. The transcript is spliced from 4 exons.
AACUUGCUUUCCCCACCACCUCUUCGCGUCACUUAAAUAGCAGCUAACACAUCGACUUGGCUGUUCAAAGAUGGAACCAAGAAAGAUUGCAGGAGCAAAAGGAAUCGAUGAAGAGAAAUGGGUUUAUGAUUCUUCUGUGGAUCAUAAAGGAAUGGUUCCUCUCCGUGCCUCCACUGGUGUUUGGAAAGCUUCUCUCUUUAUCAUUGCAAUUGAAUUCAGUGAGAGGCUGAGUUACUUUGGAAUAGCAAGUAGCUUGAUCAUUUACCUGACCAAGGUGAUGCAUAAUGACCUGAAGACGGCUGCCAGGGGUGUUAACUAUUGGUCUGGUGUCACCACUUUGAUGCCUCUACUUGGAGGCUUUGUUGCUGAUGCUUACUUGGGUCGUUUCUCCACAGUUUUUGUUUCCUCCAUAGCCUAUCUUCUGGGUUUGAUUCUCUUAACAAUGUCCCAAUUCCUACCAAGUCUCAAGGCAUGCGAUGGUGAUGUUUGUCAAGAACCGAGGAAGGUUCAUGAAGUGGCGUUCUUCCUCGCCAUCUACUUGAUCUCCAUCGGAACUGGAGGACAUAAACCCUCUUUGGAGAGUUUCGGAGCCGACCAAUUUGACGAUGAUCACAGUGAAGAAAGAAAGAAAAAAAUGUCAUAUUUCAAUUGGUGGAACUUUGGCCUCUGCUGUGGACUCGUAUUUGGUGUGACACUAAUUGUUUAUGUACAGGACCAUAUGAGCUGGGGUGCUGCAGAUGUUAUUCUCACCGUAGUUAUGGCUCUGUCAAUAGCAAUCUUCAUUAUAGGAAGGCCAUUUUACCGUUACCGGGUGCCGACGGGAAGCCCCUUGACGCCUUUGUUACAAGUUCUUGUUGCUGCCAUUAAGAAAAGAAACCUACCAAAUCCUUCCAAUCCUGCUGAUCUCUAUGAAGUACCCAAAUCUCAGAUGGACCAAGGGAGGCUUCUUUGCCAUACCCAGAAGCUCAAAUUUCUUGACAAAGCAGCUAUUCUGGAAGACACAGAAAAUGCUGCAGAGAAGCAAAUUCCUUGGAGACUUGCAACCGUGACUAAGGUGGAGGAAAUGAAGCUUAUUCUCAAUAUGAUCCCAAUAUGGCUAGCUACCUUACCGUUUGGAAUUUCGGUAGCACAAGCCUCCACAUUCUUUAUCAAGCAAUGCACCACUAUGAACCGAAAGAUUGCUAAUGGAUUCUUGAUCCCACCAGCCUCCAUUUAUGCUAUUGCAGCCAUUGGAAUGAUAUUCUCUGUGACCAUUUAUGAGAAGGUCCUAGUACCAAUACUAAGAAGGAUGACAGGAAACGAGAGAGGCAUCAAAAUUCUUCAAAGAAUAGGCAUUGGAAUGCUGUUCUCAAUUUUGGCAAUGAUAAUUUCAGCCUUGGUGGAGAGAAAGAGGCUAAGUGUUGUGGAGAAAGAUCCAGUGAAGGGUUCACUUUCAAUGACUGUGUUUUGGUUGGCUCCACAAUUUCUGAUCAUAGGCAUAGGAGAUGGAUUUACACUAGUGGGGUUGCAGGAGUACUUCUAUGACCAAGUUCCUGAUUCAAUGAGGAGCUUAGGUAUUGCCUUCUACCUUAGUGUGAUUGGAGCUGCAAACUUCAUUAGUAGUCUGCUGAUAACAAUUGUGGAUCAUGUUACAGAGAAAUAUGGGAAGAGUUGGUUUGGGAAGGAUCUAAACAGUAGUCGUUUAGACAAUUUUUACUUGCUAUUAGCAGGUAUUACUGCAGCAAAUAUGGCAACCUAUGUGUUGUUGGCCAGGCGAUAUUCUUACAAAAAUGUGAAUAGGAGUGUGGCUGUGGCUGUGGCAGAUUGCUCGGUUGAUGAUUGGGCAAACUCAGUGGCUUGAAGUGCAAAUUUCCCCAGUCUGGCGUAUAAAUAACAUAUCAUAUAAUAUUAGUGUAUGUUGUGUUUACUUUUGGAAAUUUAAGCCUGCGUAUGUUUCAAUAAAUACAUGCUAAAGAAUUGAUUAAAAA